AUCCGUUUAUAUACCACCUUUUUACUCUUAUUAUUUGAAACUCAACCUCAUACAAGCCGCGAAGGCUCUCAGGUGUUACAUACGCACACUAAGUGCGCUUCCCUAGCUACGAUGGCCGACUCCAUCCUUGAGUCUCUCCAGCCGGUAGUGGAACAAUUAAAGGACAUGCGGCCCUUUCUACCAACAUACGCCCACCUCCUCGUAUCCGCACUUAUACCGAUAUAUACAGGAGCUCAUGCUUCAUUAUCACGCCCCUCAUCAGCAGCCAAACCGACGAAGAAAUCCAGAGCUGAGUCUGAAUCCGAAGACGAGGAGGAAGAUGAGGGAAAGGACACAGGCAACAAGAUGGAAGGAUUGGAGCCCUCAGAUGCUCUCAUGUUCCCGUUGAUUGCAGGCUUGACUUUAGGCGGUCUCUAUUUGAUCAUCAAGUGGCUGAAGGAUCCCAGCAUCCUGAACAAAAUCCUAAGCUUCUACUUUUCUCAAAUGGGAUUAUUCUUCACCGGGGCGCUGUUAAGGGAUGGCUUGAAAGUCCUACGGUCAUACGUCUUUCCGUCAACAUAUUAUUCCGGAAACCGUCAGUGGAGAGUGAAUCAAUUCAAGUGUCUGGCCUCAGCUAUUGAGAAUGAAGAAAGUUCAGAUACCGCAAUCCAUGUCGAGCGGAAAUCUCCCCUCCCAGGCUUUCUCGGUGCCAUCCCCUUGCCAGUUACGAUUCAGGACUCAUUGUGGACUCUACGCGCCCUGAUAUAUCAGAAAUUGCAGCUGCGAGUUAAGGCACUACAUCUUUUCAACAUAAAGAUCCGAUAUGAUAUGCUGGAUGUUACUGCAGCCUUCACAUCUUUGGUUGCCGUCACAUAUUUCGCCUUUUACGCAAAACCAUGGUGGCUGACAAACCUUUUGGGGUUCAGCUUCUGCUAUGGUUCGCUACAGGUCAUAUCACCGUCGACGUUUACUACAGGGUCUCUAAUUUUGACGUCGCUGUUUCUUUACGAUAUAUACUUUGUCUUCUUCACUCCAUUGAUGGUGACGGUAGCAACUAAGCUCGAUGUUCCUAUCAAGAUGGUGUUUCCUCGUCCAGCUGGCCCUAAUGAAGAUCCCAACGAGUUGUCUCUCGCUAUGCUAGGACUAGGUGAUAUUGUGGUCCCUGGUAUGAUCAUUGGUCUUGCUCUGAGAUUUGAUCUCUUCUUGUAUUACAAGUAUAAGAGCAUACUGAAGUCUAGAAAAGAAUCUUCGGCAGAAGGGGCUGAGAAGGCUAUCUAUCAGCGAGCAACUGGGGGAUGGGGUGAGCGGUUUUGGACGCGCUCGAAGCCUUCCAAAUCAUUGUCAUUACAACCUCCUUAUCCAGAUGCACAGUCUUUCCCCAAACCUUACUUUUACGCCAGUAUUGUCGGGUAUAUCAUCGGGAUGGUGGCUACUUUGAUCGCUAUGCAAUUCUCUCACCAUGCUCAACCCGCGCUUCUCUAUCUCGUCCCUGGUGUCCUCAUAUCGUUGUGGAGUACUGCUUAUUUUAGGAAAGAGCUUGACUCCAUGUGGUCAUUCUCCGAUAUGAUGGAGGAUGAAGAACCGAAGGCAAACAUCCAAGAAGAUCAAGGAAGGGAGAAAAAGGAGGCUGCCGUCAGAUCGGGGCUUUUUGCUCGUAUCUGGUCAGGCGAUCUCAAGUCUCAGUUCGACAAUGUCGAAGUUCAUAAAGACGACGAAGAGGAGAAGGAGUCAGAGGUUGAGAGCCUGUCUGAUAGCCAAAAGAAAUCCGACACGCAACCAGGGGAUGCUGUGCCUUCAAAGGCAGAAAUAGAAGGUGAAAUUUGCCUAUUCUCCAUGUCUGUUUCAGUGCUGCAGAAAAAGUGUUUGAUAGAUGGGUCUGGCGAGUAG
Messenger RNA from Talaromyces stipitatus ATCC 10500, 1866 nucleotides. RefSeq names its product signal peptide peptidase, putative. The coding region runs from base 112 to 1866 and encodes 584 amino acids. Gene Ontology annotation, biological process: membrane protein proteolysis. The transcript is spliced from 2 exons. The record is from RefSeq and is a predicted model, not a curated record. Gene Ontology annotation, molecular function: aspartic endopeptidase activity, intramembrane cleaving. NCBI's taxonomy places the organism in Eukaryota, Fungi, Ascomycota, Eurotiomycetes, Eurotiales, Trichocomaceae. Gene Ontology annotation, cellular component: cytoplasmic side of endoplasmic reticulum membrane; membrane; lumenal side of endoplasmic reticulum membrane.